AUGGCUUCAACGAAAUUGCUACUCUUCAGUGCCAUGUUGGCCAUUAUGGCCUCCGGGUGCUCAGCUGGUUUCCUGGACUUUAUCUUUCCUACGAUUAUGACGGAAUACUACCAGCAGGUGCCCACCAAGGAGGGUUACCGUUUCAACCUGGAGGAGCCCAAUGGCAGCAAACGCGAGGAGAUCGGCGUCAUUAUGAAUCCCGGCACCGAUAAAGAGGAACUGGUGGUGAUGGGUUCCUACUCCUCGUACGAUGAUAAGACUGAUACCGAGACUAUAACCAUGUACACAGCCGAUAAAAAUGGCUACAAGCCACGCUAUAAAAUUAGGAACCGCAAACUAAAUGCCCAGACUCUCAAGACCCUUACGCUUUAA
This is a messenger RNA of Drosophila kikkawai, 372 nucleotides long. RefSeq names its product larval cuticle protein 65Ab1-like. Lineage: Eukaryota; Metazoa; Arthropoda; Insecta; Diptera; Drosophilidae. The record is from RefSeq and is a predicted model, not a curated record.